AUGAUUAAUGUCAAAUCUACAACAGUGAAGCUGCUGUAUGCUGGACUGGAGAGUCCACACUGUAUACUAGAAACUCUUAGGCUGUCAGGCUGUCAGAUCACAGAGAAAGGCUGUGUUUCUCUGGCCUCAGCUCUGAGCUCCAACCCAUCCCAUCUGAGAGAGCUGGACCUGAGCUACAAUCAUCCAGGAGACUCGGGAGUGAGGCUGCUGUCUGCUGGACUGGAGGAUCCACACUGGAGACUGGACACUCUCAGGGUGAAGCCUGGUGGAGUCCGAUGCUUGAGACCGGAUCUGAGAAAGUAUUCCUGUGAACUCACACUCGACACAAACACAGUAUAUAGAGAGAUCAAACUGUCUGACAACAACAGGAAGGCAACACGUGUGAGGGAGGAUCAGUCAUAUCCUGAUCAUCCUGACCGCUUUGACUCCUGGCCUCAGCUGAUGUGUAGAAAUGGUCUGACUGGUCGCUGUUACUGGGAGGUUGAGUGGAGAGGAGCAGCUGAUUUAUCAGUGAGUUACAGAGGAAUCAGCAGGAAAGGAGGCAGUCAUGACGGAGGGUUUGGAUGGAAUGAUCAGUCCUGGAGUCUGAACUGCUCUUCUAGCGGUUACUCUGUCAGUCACAAUAAGACAGGAACAUCGUGCUCCCUAUCCUCCUCCUCCUCCUCCUCGUCCUCCUCCUCCUCUGGUAGAGUAGCAGUGUAUUUGGACUGUCCUGCUGGCACUCUGUCCUUCUACAGAGUCUCCUCUGACACACUGAUCCACCUCCACACCUUCAACACCACAUUCACUGAACCUCUAUAUCCUGGCUUUGGACUCUGGUCUGAUUCCUUCUCCGUGUCUCUGUGUUCUGUGUAGGACAGGGAGUCUCCUCUUGUUAAAGCAGUGGUUCUCAAACUUACAACCCCCUUCAGAGGCCAAAACAGGUUCAUGCCCCACCACCACAUAAACAGUAGAUUUAAUUUUAUUCAGUCAUAAACAACACAGGUGAUUGAAAAAAACAAGAUUCAGGUUAGCAAAAUAGCAUUGCUAGCAGCAGAGCACUUUUGUUGAUGUCAUUACAUGAAUCAUGUUCAUCCAACUUUAGGUCUGCUCAACAUCCAUGCCCCCCUUAAGUGGCUCUACCACCCCUAGUUUGAGAACCACUGUGGUAGAGAAACAUUCUCACUGCUGAACAGAUCAGUUGAGUCUGUACUAGGGGUGUGUAUGUUCACUGGUCUCAAGAUUCGAUUAGAUUGCAACUCGAUAUCUCGAUGCAUCACCUCUAGGGGAGGGAAUCUUUAGGCAUCUCGUUACGAUUAUGAGGCCUACAAUGCAAUUUUUAAACAAAUAGGAUGAAGAUGCAACUACUUAGUACUUUCAAACCAAAGUAUUUGUAAUUACCAACCAAGUAGUUAGUAAUGGCAUGUGGCUUUUUAAACAUUACUUAAAUAUAUAAAUAAAUGUAGCUAACGUUACAUGGUAUUAUAUUACAGUUUUAUUGCAUUAUUACAGCAAUAAAUUCUUACAGCAUUAUUACUGACCUGUUUUGUUGCUAUUUUAAUUUCUGAUGCAGCAAUCAUUAGUAUAGAUUCAAAUACGGGAUGAAUAACACACUUUACUAUGCUCCAGCCACACCAUGUUCACUCCACUUUAGUACAUCUGGGGGGUUUUUUGUCUUGUCUAGUGUAGUUAAAUGUUUGUGUCUUGUUAAGUUGAUUAUUGUAAUUUUGUUUUGAGCACUGGACCAUGAGAAACGGGAUUUCAUUCCUUUGUGCACUCAAUAUGUGAAUGAACGACACUAAACAAACUUGAACUAGCCACCACUAGCAGCUUCCAGACCGCAGUCUAACCAGACGUUAGCUAGCACUAACCGCCCUCACUUUUCAAGCAGUUGGAAAACAACAGACAGACUUUAAUUAACGGACACACUGUGACCUUCACUGUACAUUUACUGCCGGGCAUCAUUUUACUCUGCUCCACUUGCUUUCACUGUCACGUUCUGCCGCCUAUCACUUAGAUUGUGUCAUUUGAAGAAUGAGGAGAGGACGGUAGCCAGGCGUUACCGUGCUUGCACAAUCGGUAAAGUUAGUUGUGCAUUGAUAUUAAUGAUUGUGUGGAAUUUAAAUUGCUGCAAUCAUUCAUUGAACACAUUCAGUCUUUUACAGACACAGACAGUCAGGUGCUGCAUCACCAUUACGUUAUCAAUUAACAUUUAGAUAAUUGAUUUUUGACAUUUGUGAAUCGGUUCCGAAUCGUCCAAGUCCGCAUCCCAAUACAUCUAAGAAUAAAUUAUUUUUCACAUCCCUAGUCUGUACAGGAUCACAGUUCCAGAAAUCAGCUUCUUGUAAUAAAUUCAUCAAUGAACUUUGUACAAAGUGAUUAAAAGGGAUUAAACAGAUUUCUUAAUUUCCAUUGUAAACUUCUUCCACUUCCAGUCCUUUAAAGUCCUUUAAAGAUGGAUGCACUGAUCAUUAAAUGGUGGAAAUGCCAUUGACUUGGACCUUCUGUCAUGUGUUGCUUUGAAUU
Molecule: messenger RNA, 2505 nt
Organism: Micropterus dolomieu (smallmouth bass)
Lineage: Eukaryota; Metazoa; Chordata; Actinopteri; Centrarchiformes; Centrarchidae
Product: stonustoxin subunit beta-like
Exons: 5
Coding region: 1-855 (284 amino acids)
Molecular function (GO): protein binding
Source: RefSeq, a predicted model, not a curated record